Molecule: messenger RNA, 2098 nt
Organism: Daphnia pulex (common water flea)
Lineage: Eukaryota; Metazoa; Arthropoda; Branchiopoda; Diplostraca; Daphniidae
Product: MFS-type transporter SLC18B1-like
Exons: 12
Coding region: 145-1929 (594 amino acids)
Biological process (GO): transmembrane transport
Molecular function (GO): transmembrane transporter activity
Source: RefSeq, a predicted model, not a curated record
CCCGAAGAAAAAUCUAGGGGGUGGAUAUUUGUUUUGAAAAAUCAAAAAUAUCGAAAGUUGCUAGAUGUCAUUACAGUAUUACACUAGACGUUUGUGUAGCGUAUUUUCAGCAUCUAGAAAGUCGAGUUCACUAUCAUCAGUAAAAUGGAGUCUUCAAAUGAAUUUGUAUCUUCAAAUUCGAUUGCUGAAAGUCUCCCUGCAACCACAUCGACAUUGAAUAACUUCUUUAAUGAACCAGUUUUAGAUAUUUCGGAAAAUAACCUCUGUAGGACUAGUCCCAUUCCUUGGACAACAAUGAGUGAUACAAUUGUUGUCUCACCAGCAGCAGGUCUACCUGCUUUAAAAGUUAUUGUUUGUAGUGGAACUGAAACGCCGAAUCAUAUUGCUUACCAUGGCAAAUCUACAUUGGCUCCAUCAGCAGUCAGGUCUAAAUCAGUAUCCAAUCUCACAGAUGAGAAAUUGAAACACUCAGAUGAAGAGAUUCUACAGAUGAGGAACAAAUUGCUAGUUCUUGCUGAAUUUAGAAAUAAGGCCAUUUUUCAGUUGUUGGAGAAAAAUCAGAAAUGGACUCUUUCUCUCAUAUGCGUUGUGUAUUUUUUUUGUUUUUGUGCGAUUUCGAUACUUUCACCAUUUUUCCGGAAGAUGGCGGUUUUGCACAAUAUCUCUACAAGCACAUAUGGACUCAUUUUCAGUAUUCAUCCAGCAGUAGUGUUUUGUACAUCUCCUUUUAUUGGCCAUAUCACACCAUCAAUAGGACCAAAGUUUAUGUUUACGUCAGGUGUUUUCCUAUGUGGGAGCUGCAAUCUGUUAUUUGGAACCCUUCAGCAUAUUCAGGAUGAUACCCAAUUUACAAUCCUGUGUUUUAUUGUAAGAGGGUUAGGAGCUGUUGGAGCGUCCGCGUUCUCCACAGCCGGAGCUACUUACGUUGCUAACUUAUUUCCAGAUAAAAUCUGCGUGAUAAUGGGUAUCUUAGAGACGUUUAUUGGUUUAGGAUUUUCUAUUGGACCUUUAAUUGGCGGAGCUCUGUUCACUCUUGGAGGCUUUCAACUUCCCUUUUACAUUAUGGGUUUAGUAAUGCUCCUGACAUUACCAUUCAGUUUUUAUUUUCUCCCUACAACAAAUCCUACCAAUAACAAGGGAAUUCUUGGAACAAAGGUUUUUGUUAUUUUCAAAAUUCCUGCUGUUUUCAUUAUUUGUCUAGUAAUUGCUGUAUCGUCAAGUGCUUGGAGCGUUUUAGAACCCACUCUAAUUAUUCACAUGGAACAGUUUGAAUUGACUCCAAUGCAGCUCGGCUUUCUAUUUCUUGUGACGUCGAUUAGUUAUGCUAUUUCAAGUCCUUUUUGGGGAUGGUUAGUUGGUAAAUACGACAAUGGAAAUUCAAUGAUGACUAUCGGGUUAUCAGUCACCGCAAUCAGUUUGCUAUUGCUUGGACCUUCUCCUAUUUUACCGGGACUUCCUAACGUGUUAUGGCUUAAUAUUUUAUCCCUCGUCCUGAUUGGAGUAUUUGUAGCCUUGGCUUAUGUUCCAACUUAUCAGGCGUUGCUACAAUUCGCUACACAAGUAGGUUGCGACACGGAGUUAAGUACGUACAGCAUAAUUGCCGGAUUAUGGGCCUCCAUGUAUUCAUUAGGAGAGGUUCUAGGUCCAUGUGUCGGCAGUAUAUUAGUUGAUGCAUAUGAUUUUCCCCUGGCUAUAACGGUUAUCGGAUUAUUGAAUUUGGCAGUUGCACUACUAUUGCUGUUAAAUAUGUUAACAUCCAUUGCUAAAUCAAAAGCCGCAACUUCCAAUGCGCAGCUCUCAUUAUCAGAAGAUGGUCUACCCAAAGUCGUGCAAGUUGGAGUCACUUCCGCUUCCGAUGAUGUCAUCAUCGGCGAAAACGAACAGCUCAUUUCCAACUCAGAUUCUAAUCAUACAUACGGAACUUAUUAAAAUUUUUCCUUUUUGGUUGACAGCAGUUCUGCUUUUACGUAAAAUCUGCACAAAUCUCGACUUAUUAGCUUAGUUUUUUAGACAAAUGGAUUGAAAACCCCAUGUAACAAACCGAGAUUUUUUCUGAAAUUAUCCUUCAGGGCUGGUUUCAAUAAAAAUGUUAUCAAAA